Molecule: messenger RNA, 1258 nt
Organism: Anoplophora glabripennis (Asian longhorned beetle)
Lineage: Eukaryota; Metazoa; Arthropoda; Insecta; Coleoptera; Cerambycidae
Product: probable histone-lysine N-methyltransferase set-23
Exons: 1
Coding region: 312-1163 (283 amino acids)
Cellular component (GO): nucleus
Molecular function (GO): zinc ion binding; protein binding; histone methyltransferase activity
Source: RefSeq, a predicted model, not a curated record
UGGAAUUAUUUUAAUUCCAAUAUCACUGAUUAUAUAGCACAAUGUAACGAGCCCCUGGAUUUUUCUAGCAUAGUGUACAGAAAAAUGUAUAGAGGCGUCACUGUCGGAAAAAUAGGUAUAUUUCCUGUGUGAUUUUUCAAUUAAGUGAGAUUAACAGUGAUUUCAAAAACAACUGUAACUGUAAAUUCAUUAUAAAUAACUUUAAAUUUGCCGCCUAACAUUUCUUGAGCUCAAACAUAGUUAACGGCAGAAGAACAAUAGAUGGCUCUGUCAGUCUCAUUGUUGUUGAAAAAGAAAGGUUCAUCUGAUUUAUGUUGUCUAUGGGUCAAACUAACCUCAAAAAAUAUAAGUUGACAGUCAUGGAAUUUACUGAUGAAUAUGAUCACAAUGUGCCUGGUGUAAUGUAUUUUCCCAAAAGUUUGCCAUGUAAAGAAGUCCAAGAUUUAUAUAACUACACUCUGGAUGGUUGUAAAUGUGAAACGGAAUGCACAAAACAUAGUGCAUGUUCUUGUAUCGGAAAAAGUGGUACUUUUUACAAUUACGAUAAUAUUUAUGACACCACAAGUUAUAUGAUUCACGAAAAUACUAUAGACAGUCCGACGUAUGAAUGUAACGAAAACUGUUCUUGCAACAAAAGAGUUUGCGGAAAUAGGUUGGUCCAGUUUGGGCCCAGAAAAAACUUAAAAAUCCAGUUUUGUGGAAACGGUAAAGGCUCGGGCUUAUUCACGGCAGACGAGAUAAAAAAAGGCAAUUUCGUUUGCGAGUACGCUGGUGAAAUAAUCACAGAAAAUCAAGCCUUCGCUAGGUUUAGCAGCAACAGCGAACAAAAUAAAAUGAAUUACAUCUUCUGCAUAAAAGAACACUUUGGCGAAAAAGAAGUGAAAACUUUUAUAGACCCAUCCCACUACGGAAACCUUGGUCGAUAUAUAAAUCACAGUUGUGAACCAAAUUGCAAAUUAUAUGUCGUAAGAAUAAACGACGCGAUGCCAGUUUUAGGCAUCUUCGCUAAUGAGGAUAUCAAAGAAAACAGCGAGAUCACUUACAAUUACGGAGAGGGAGAUUUAGGCAUUGAUAAUUGUGGAAAAUAUGUUAAGAAAAAAUGUCUCUGUAACAGCCAAGGAUGUAGAAAAUAUUUACCGUUUGACGUAUCGCUAUCUACAUAAUUUUAUAUGCCUACUUACCGCUGACUUGUAGAAUUCCGUGAGAUCCUCGCAAGGAAAAACAAUGUUGAGAUUCCGAACAUCCUUCACGGGACUGA